AUGUCUUCUGCUUCCAAUUCUCAUGUGCCUCUAGUCAUCCUCGGAGCGGGGGUGAUCGGACUCACCAUCGCCCACAUUGCUGCCUGUGAUCCAGAUGUGACCUUUGAUAUCACAAUCAUUGCGAGAGAUAUGCCUGGGGAUUGGGAUUCUCAAGCUUGGGCGAGUCCAUUCGCUGGUGCGAAUUGGUCUCCAAUGCUGUUGGGCGCUACAGAUGAGCGUGUGCGAAGAUGGGAGCAGACAACAUUUGAUAGGUUGUGGGAAAUGAUACCAUCGGGCCUAGUCAAAAAAUUACCCUCUAUAAUGUUUGCAGAAACGGACGACAUUCUUUCCACCCUUUGGUGGAAAGACCUUGUGCGCGACUUCAGUGUGCUCCCAGAUUCUCAAAUCCCUGCACCAUAUAAAGUUGGAAUUGCUUUUGACACUGUCUGCAUCAACCCAUUGGAGUAUCUACCAUGGCUUCGAUCAGAGCUCGAGUCUCGUGGUGUUACAUUCCGUCGCCAACACGUAUGGAGUUUGGACGAAGUCAAGCCUUUUGUUGGGAAAACGGGGUUGUUGGUUAACGCAACAUCUCUUGGUUCACGGUCUCUGAUUGGGGUAGAAGAUACGGCCCUGUUUCCAAUCAGGGGACAAUCUAUUAUAGUCGAAAGAGAAGGGCUGCAUAAAUUCAUAUCAGCUCGGUCUGGUGCCGGGCUGUCGGAACUUGUGACAUCUGUCAUUCCUCGCCCUGGACUGAUCGAAACGGAUACUGCGCUUCUAAAUGGGACAUAUCAAAAAGGAAAUUGGGACACCUCUCUGGAUAUGUCAGUUGCAAAAGGGAUAUUUGAGCGGUGCUCCGCGCUGGAGCCGUGUCUGAAAGAAAAGACGAAGAUCCUUAGACACACCGUCGGUCUUAGGCCCGACAGGGAGGGCGGUCCACGUGUGGAGGUUGAGCGAAUUUCGCUCCCUCUUAGACGAAGUGACGGCUUGGUUCCAUACGUGACCGAGCAUGCGGAAGAAGAGCAGCAGGAGAUACCGGUCAUUCAUGCAUAUGGAAUGGGCGCCGCAGGCUACCAAAGAUCAUGGGGUGUCGCCAUCGAGGUUCUGUCUCUACUCAAGGAGAACGUACAGACAGGCUGCUGA
This is a messenger RNA of Suillus clintonianus, 1119 nucleotides long. RefSeq lists its product as uncharacterized. Gene Ontology annotation, molecular function: FAD binding; D-amino-acid oxidase activity. The transcript has 8 exons. The coding region runs from base 1 to 1119 and encodes 372 amino acids. The record is from RefSeq and is a predicted model, not a curated record. NCBI's taxonomy places the organism in Eukaryota, Fungi, Basidiomycota, Agaricomycetes, Boletales, Suillaceae.